Molecule: messenger RNA, 2622 nt
Organism: Priapulus caudatus
Lineage: Eukaryota; Metazoa; Priapulida; Priapulimorpha; Priapulimorphida; Priapulidae
Product: adenosine deaminase-like
Exons: 10
Coding region: 105-1190 (361 amino acids)
Biological process (GO): adenosine catabolic process; negative regulation of adenosine receptor signaling pathway; purine ribonucleoside monophosphate biosynthetic process
Cellular component (GO): cytosol; external side of plasma membrane
Molecular function (GO): adenosine deaminase activity
Source: RefSeq, a predicted model, not a curated record
CCGUUGCUUGCACGGAAUAAUUGAUGCUGCUAACAGUGUGUGAGUAGCCUAGUGUUCAUGUCUACGGUAAACUAGACAAAAUACGUUUAAUACAACAUAGACAAAUGAUACGAAGCGGAAUCAAUGGCUUCGCCAAGCAAGCAAGAAGUCGGGUGGAGCUGCAUGUGCAUUUGGAUGGAGCUGUCAGGCCUUCAACAAUCUGGGAACUAGCACACACCAAAGGUAUUACAUUGCCUGGCGCUAAUUUCGAGGAGUUUAAGCAGAAGAUCAAUGCUCGUGGAUCUGGGAGUUUAACCAAGUUUCUAGAUGCAUUUAACAUUUUCAUGCCAGUAAUACUAGGUGACUUACAGGCUAUCUACAGAGUUGCGUACGAAUUCUGCGAGGACUCGGCUAACCAGGGAAUAGCUUAUGUGGAGGCACGAUACUCUCCCCAUCUCCUGGCAACCACAGUACCGGACAGUCCAUGGAAAGUGAUGGGAGAUGUGACCCCAAAAAUGGUAGUAGAGACUGUGUCUAAGGGGCUAUCACAAGGUGAAAAAGAUUUCAAUAUCAAAGUGCGUCAGAUUCUGUGUUGCAUCCGGCCAUUUCCAGAUUGGUCGAGUGAAGUUGUGUAUUUGUGCCAGGAAUUUCGAAGCAAAGGAGUUGUUGGUAUAGAUUUAGCAGGAGAUGAGAGCCAACCAACCCAUCCUGAUCAUAAAAAGGCUUUCCAGGAGGCAGCCAGACUAGGGAUCAGCAGGACAGUUCAUGCUGCAGAGGCAGGUCCUGCGUCUAAUGCAAAAGCGGCUGUAUAUGAGUUACUUGCCCAGCGAAUAGGCCACGGAUAUCAUACAGUGGAGGAUGAAGCAAUAUAUCAGGAUUUGCGAGCCAGGGAUAUUCACUUUGAAGUCUGCUUGCUCUCAAGUCAGGCCACAGGAGCAGUUACUUUGGACUGGUCCAAGCACCCUGCAAUCAGGUUUGCAAAUGAUGAUUUGAACUUCUCCCUAAAUACGGAUGACCCGACAGUGAUUCAGAACACACUUGGAGAUGAGUACGAUGUAGGAUUCAACAAGCUGCACUUCAGUGAAAGAGUUCUGGCACGUACUAACUUCAACGCUGCAAGGUCGUGUUUUUUGCCACGCGACGAAAAAGACGAGCUGCUGAACCAUUUGAAGGAACAAUAUGGACUGCAGGAAUGCUGCACAAGGCUGUAAUGCAAACUUCCUCCAUCUGACUACUAUGCAUAUAGAUGAUAUGACACUAUAUGAUGGAUGCCCGUGCUUACCAGCCGCCUGUAAAAGUUGCUGUUCUGUAAGUCUGCUCGUUGGUUGCUGGUCUCUAUCAAAUCUAGAUUUUAAAAUGAUCGAGUUACAAGUUGAUCAAAGUAAUUUCAAAUUCCGUUCCAGUGCCAUCUAGCUUUAAGAUUUCCUAGCUAACUUUUUAGGUUUCUAACAGAGCGAGCCUUUUGAAGUGAUAGCAGGCAUAAGCUAUAAAAAUAAUUUGAAUGGUUUCAAAGUAAAUUUGCUGAUGAAAUUAAGUACUGAAAUUCGACAUCAAGCAGUAAAGCAUUUAGUAGGGAUAUUUACAAAAUGCUCUUCCAGUAAGGGAAUUAUUUCAUGAUGUUUUUUAUAAGCAUGUGAACGAGAAUGCAUCUAACUUUGCAUAUUACUGUCUUAUGCACAACUCCCCUAUAACCGUUUUUACACUACAGAACAGUGUCACUAUUAUGCACGCAAAAAUUCUGUAUUACAGGAUCUACAGUCGAGCGCAACAGUGAAAGUAAUGUACGUAAUUUGGGUUUUCCCUAAGUAUUGUCCAUUAUCAUCUUCGUCCCCAAUAAUAAGGUGCAUCACAACACUGGUAAAGUUAUAUCCAUCAAAGGUCAUGUUCAUAGCAUUGUAUGUCUUGUAACUAAUUAGAGUUCAGAAUGUAAAUUUUUUGCCAAAUUUGUCCAAAUCUUGUUAAUCAAGCUCCAAAAUUUGCUAAAAUAUUAAUCUGUGACUCUAUUUAAAAUCUCUACCUCAGAAAAAUCCAUUAAUGCUCUUACUUUUAAAUUAAGCUAAUUCUAGCUAGUGUAUCGAUGAAAUACCAUUGUUGAUGGCAUAUACUGCCAUCUUGCCAUGCUGCCAAGUUUUUAAUUUUGUCAUAAUAUUAUAACAUAUAUAAAUUUCUCGUGAAAUAGACAUUUUUAAUAAAGGGUAUCGAUUCCCACUUUUUGAUAAGACCUUUGGUGGCAAUGAAACAUCAGGUAGCCAUAUGAUUGGCUAUAUCAUGUCUUCAGCAUGUCUUAUAAUUAGCUGUAUGCUUUCUAAUAUUAAAUGACAUUCCAGGUCAGGACUUGCUGGCCCUCCAUGUCCUCGCUAUGUGUCGCGUCUUGAUAAACCUCGUGAAUUUCAGUCUCGUUUCUUUUAUGCUCUCAUGGCUGGGAUGUUAAUAGAUCUUCUCCUUUAAAUGUAAUUGAUGCUUCCCUGUACAUUGAACUCGUCUAUGCAUUUGAAAUAGGGAGUAAGAAUACUGGGUGGCUGUGAUUUUAUUUCUCUUUAGGCCAAAUGCACAUAGUAAACUCCAUUGUACCAGGAGUAGAUAAUAGGGAAGGAGUGUGACUUCAAUAAACAAGGGAAAUUUGUCAUUUACUAGCCUUAGAAU